AUGUCAGUUGGAGCGCGUGAUUUAUCAAGUGGUGAAUUGUCGUCCUGUAGCUCCGAUGACGAAGGUGAACGUCGUUUGCCGCCAGCAAAAAUACCUCGUAUGCUCAUCUGCAAGAAUUCUAUGAGUGGGGUUGAUUCAAAGAAGCAGAAGAAGAAUUGGAAUUGCGUUUGGCAGUCAGUGUUGCAGGAAAACGCAAUCGAGUCGGCUUUCAAAAGCACCGAGUUCACAUCUAAAAACCUGGUGUCUGUAGAGCGUGGCGCGGAGACGUACUCAUUCCAAGUUACGGAGGCAGAUGAGGCAGCUGAAGAUGGCGUCAAAUUGGGCAGCCGGAAGCGUCCAUUGAAGGAGAGGCUUCCUUCGUGCUCGUUUGACAGGUCGGUCUCCCGUGAGCACUAUGGCGUGGACUUUGACAGCCCUCCAGCCAAGGUUGUGACCGCCAUCACGAAUUUUCUUGAUGAACAGCGUGAAGAUCUGGUGGGUAGGUUGACUGAGAUUUCAAUUGACUCCAUGUGGAAAUGUGGGUCAUUGCUUAUUUCUUUCGGUCGAGGCCGUUUUACCCAUUCUAUCCACAUGUUUUAUGUAGGGAGUAAUGAUUGA
Mesocestoides corti is the source of this 597-nucleotide messenger RNA. NCBI's taxonomy places the organism in Eukaryota, Metazoa, Platyhelminthes, Cestoda, Cyclophyllidea, Mesocestoididae. The record is from the annotation of a GenBank genome assembly.